CCCGGUUACUGUGCCGGGCCCGCGGACGCGUCUUUGGCCGGAGCGUGAGUUUUUUUUUCCGCGGAAGUGACGCGCUGGAGACGAUGGCGGCUGUCAGUGCGGUUCCGGAUUCGCUGUGAGUGAAGCGGGUUGGAGGAAGGAGGCGGACUCGCUGGUUUUGGGGGAAAAGAAAGAAAAAAAGUCUCAAGAAACUUUGGGUGGAAUAUUUUUAAAUGUUGUAUUUUUUUUUAAAAAAACUGCAAGCAGUUCGAGGAAACCGCUAGACUCGAUACCUGGAAGUGGGCUCGGUUCGGCUCGGCUCGGCUCGGCACGGCACGGCACGGCACGGUACCGACGGCGUGCCUGGUUAGUUACGGGUCGCAGGUGGUCCGUCUCGAUCUCAGUAUUGUGCCCCCGGUGUGUGCAGUUGCUCCCCCGGCUCUCGCCAUGCUGAAGACCCGGCAGUGCCUCCUCGGGAUCCGCACUUUUCUCGGGGUCACGUCACGGAUUUGGGGUUUCUUUCUCUAUAUACUCAGGAAGCACCUCCGCACGAUAAUCCAGUACCAGACGGUGCGUUACGACAUCUUACCGCUGUCACCCAUCUCCAGAAACAGACUCUGCAGUGUAAAGAGGAAGAUUUUGGUGCUGGAUUUAGAUGAAACGUUAAUCCACUCGCAUCACGACGGGGUCUUAAGACCGACAGUGCGGCCCGGCACGCCGCCUGAUUUUAUAUUAAAGGUUGUAAUAGACAAACACCCAGUGAGGUUUUUUGUACAUAAAAGGCCGCAUGUGGAUUUCUUUCUGGAAGUGGUGAGCCAGUGGUACGAGCUGGUCGUAUUCACAGCCAGCAUGGAGAUCUACGGCUCUGCAGUGGCCGACAAACUUGACAAUAACCGAGAGAUCCUGAAACGAAGAUAUUAUAGACAGCACUGUACACUGGAGCUGGGCAGCUAUAUUAAAGACCUGUCCGUCGUGCACAGUGACCUGUCCAGCAUCGUCAUUUUAGACAACUCUCCGGGGGCCUAUCGAAAUCAUCCAGAUAACGCAAUUCCUAUAAAGUCGUGGUUCAGCGAUCCCAGCGACACAGCCCUUCUCAACCUGAUCCCCAUGCUGGAUGCACUGAGGUUUACAGCAGACGUCCGAUCAGUCCUGAGUCGGAAUUUACAUCAACACCGGCUCUAGUGAUGAGGCUGAAAGAGCGAGCGACACCCCCCGCCCCCCCCCACACCCUCCCCCCUGCAUCCCCCGCUGAGCCUGACCCAGAAGAGGGGUGGGGGAGACUGCCUUACUACAUCAACCCUCUCCGCUGAUCGCCAGUGCUGUCUGGCUCUCUGCUCUGGAGUUUCAUUUAGCCUGGACUGCACUGGGAAUAGCAACACAUCUUUUUGGUCUCUUCUCCUCCUCCCUCUCCCCCACCUUACUUUUCCCAGUGUUUUUUUUAUUAUUAUUAUUAAGAAUCGACUUUCAGGAUCUACAAAAAUCCACAUGGAAGUUUUCCAAUGGUACUUUUACACAGACAGUGGCCAGCGAUUUAUUUCCCCUGAUUUUUAUUAAAAGAAUGGAAUCAACCAAUA
This is a messenger RNA of Acipenser ruthenus (sterlet), 1553 nucleotides long. RefSeq names its product CTD nuclear envelope phosphatase 1A. Bases 427 to 1161 code for a protein of 244 amino acids. Lineage: Eukaryota; Metazoa; Chordata; Actinopteri; Acipenseriformes; Acipenseridae. Gene Ontology annotation, molecular function: protein serine/threonine phosphatase activity. The record is from RefSeq and is a predicted model, not a curated record. The transcript is spliced from 8 exons.